AUGUCCAGAUUAGUGUACCAGAAAUCUUUCACAGUACCAGGUGUUAGUGAUUGUAGUCACAUUUCCCAUGUAUCAUCAGACCGGAUCUGGAUCUGUGAUGGGGAAAACCUCAUCUUGGCAAACACAGCAGGUGAUAAACUACAUCAACUGACAGAUAUAGGUAGAUGUUAUGGAGGGCAUACGGUGACUAGUGGCGGUGAUCUAAUUUAUAUAGACAGGGAGUAUAACAUCAACAAACUGUCUACCGAUAACAAAAUAAAGACGACCCUAAUAAAGUACACAGCACCAUGGAAACCAGUGAGUGUCUACAGCUCCCCCUCCACUGGAGAUCUGCUGGUCGGGAUGUUUAAUACUGAUACACGGCCAUUUACAGGCCAGGUAGUGCGGUAUAACUCCACAGGAGAAAUCACCCAGAUCAAACAACACGACCACAACACAGGUCAAGACCUGUAUAGAGAACCUUACUACAUCACAGAGAGCCGCAAUGGAGAUGUUAUUGUGUCUGACUGGGGCCGUGGUGUAGUGGUGACAGAGCAUGGGGGAAAGCACCGCUUCUCCUAUAGAAGACAUCCACCAGGAUCAAGACUACUACCACUAGGAAUCUGUACUGACGCGCUGUCAAACAUCCUGGUGUGUGAUUAUAACACCCAAACAAUACACAUAUUAGAUAAGAACGGUCACUUCCUACAAGAGGAAGAAACAUCUCAACAAGGGCUAAGCUCACCACAGGGCCUGAGUUAUGAUUAUCAAACUAAACUUCUGUGGGUGGGAUCAUGGGACAACAACACAGUAAACAUAUACAGAGUAACAUACGACGACUCUCUGACCCAAUUAAAAGAAGCAUUCAAAAACGAACUGAAGCAUGGCUCUUGCAAAAUUCGACAGGUCCGAAUAAUGGUUGUUGGUCACUACGGAGUGGGGAAGACAACAUUGACAUACGGCUUAAUAGGGAAGGACAAAAAAGGAAUUGAAAGCACGGAUGGAAUAGACCUGUUUCGUGCUCGAUGUCGAAUAGAUGAUUCAAAUGACGACUCUCGAAAGUGGCGUUUAGUUAAGGGAAACUUUUUGUCUCCAGCUGCCUUGGCAGCGGCUCCCAAUGCAUCACUUGAUCACCAAACAGAAUCAGAACGAAGUACAGGAAUAUCUGUCAAAACACCUGGAUUCUGUGAAAAUAAAGCAACCUCGGUAGACGAGAAACAGAAGCAGACAUUAAAUCUAUCUCAAAAUCCUAGUAGUAGGACUUAUGAAACUGUUACUCCGUUAUCAGAAUCUGUGAAAAGUUCUGAAGAAAAACCUGCCCAUAAAAAAACUAAAAAUGCAAACAAUGUUCAAUCUCAAAAUACGGAGCAAUCAUCUAUGGAAGAAGAAAGAAGCAAAAAUUCUUCAGAUUUCUACGAAAAAUCACAGAAGGCAUGGACAGCAGAACUUGAAAAUCGAAUGAAAAAUAUUUUUAUCGACAUGUGGGACUUUGGAGGUCAGAAUGUUUUUUACACAACUCAUCAGAGCUUCCUUACGAGUCGAUGUAUGUAUCUGCUUGUCAUUAAUUGUGCACAGGACCUAAAUACAGCACUACAAGACAGAUCCUUAUAUCCAACACAACAAUCAGGGUCUAAAGUUCAAGACUUCAUAGACUUUUGGGUAUCUACAAUCACAAACUACGCAAAAAGUGAAAAAAGUGGAUUUCCUCGUAUCAUUCUGAUCGGGACACAUGUUGAUGAAGUUAGAGUAGAUAUACCAACAAGAGUACAAAAGAUCUGUUUGCAAAUAAAGGAAAAUUAUCAAGAUCUUGUUGAUAAAGGGCAGUUAAUCGUCAAUGAAGACCUUUUUUUGAAUGCUAAAGAUACAGAUGAAGAAAAACAUGCUUUCCUCAGAGAGUUUAUCAUACAGCAGGCGAGGCUCCAGCCCCAUUGGGAAGAGCCUUUCCCAAAGUCAUGGCUUCAUUUGUUGGAUUUUAUUGUUACUAAAAGAGAGAAAGGAAUUGACAUUCUACCAUUGAAAGAAUUAAAAGAGUUCAAUCAGAACUCCAUUGUUCCUUUAACAGAUGUGUCUUUAGAAAACAUGCUACAACGACAGCAUGCAAUUGGCGACAUUAUCUUUUUCAAUAUCAGAAUGUUGAAGGACAUCAUAAUCUUAGACCCCUCUUUCCUAAUAAGAGCCCUGAAAAGUCUUAUUUCAACAAGGGGUCACAUGGAAAAAUCUGGAGUGAAUUCAGAAACUUGGAGAAACUUAUCAACCACAGGAGUUGUCUCAGAAGAUACUAUAAAAGAUAUAUGGUCGAAGAAUUCACUUCUUCACAAUAAUGCAGAUAUCUUGCUGGGUGUUUUUCAACACAUGGACAUACUUGUGAAGCCUAAGUCAUAUGUUGAUGGAAAGCAAGUAAAUGUCAACCAAGAAAAAAUAUUUUUCAUUCCCUGCAUGAUUGAAGAAUCAGACAGUAUAGAGAGAGUAGACAAAUUCCUUGAAAGUUCAAAAGAGCUUUACAAGUUUUAUGACAUCUCCAUAAAUAAUGGGAUACUUGUUCCACCAGCCAUUGGAUACAGAUUGUUAUCCUUCUGUACAUCUAUGUGGCCUGUAGUAGAGAAAAGACUGUUCACUGCCUGUGGAUUUUUCCGAUUAGAUCUUCAUCACAUUCUUAUUUUAAGAACAUUCCCUUCAUACAUUCGAGUAUACACAGUGCAUCGGAGAUCCAAAAGUAGCAUAAGUGCUGUCCUAUACAACAGUGUUAAUAGGACACUAAUUUCUUUUCUAGACACCUGCUUACUUCAAUUUCAUGAAAAUUUUAAGAUCGUCAACGGCUGCCAAGAACUACAGGACGAUGCUUCAUCUCAAGAGAACCAAAAAUGCAAAGACAACUGCCCAGGUUUUGAAUGUUCUUGUCAAAAGUUGGUAGAAGAUGUUGAAAUCUUACGGCUAGCAAGAUACUUAAAUCCACAGGAAUUAGGGAUUGUUGGUACAGAACUUGGAAUCCUCGACAUGGACAUCAAACGGAUACAGGCAGAACACACGUCAAUCAAUGACCAGAGAUUUUACGUCCUACAUGAAUGGCGUAAAAGAUCACAACCCACAUUCUCCGAUCUAGAAAGAGUUUUAGUGAAAUUCGAUCUUGACAAACAUACACUCUGUAAGGUCUACAAAACCAGCUAUUUUGAUAUGAAAGUUAUAAAAAACAUUCCAAAUGAUAAACUGGAAAAAGUCUUAUCCGAUCAGGAACUGGAUCAAGUGGCAGGAUACAUUGGACGAGAAUAUUUCCAGUUGAGUCUAGAGUUGGGCCUUACAGUUAGCCGAAUUGAACAAAUCAUUGAAGACCACAGAGAUAAUGUUCUGAAGAGAAUCAAAAGCCUUUUGCAUGAAUGGAGAAAAACAUGUCAAUUGAAACCUACAGUAAAGAUGCUAGGAUGUGCAUUGUUACAAUCUGGCGGGGACUUUCAUUCGUUUUGCCAAUUAUUUAUACCCAAACAAGAAGACGAUCUGUGGCUUCCUCAUUCUUUGUUUCCAAAGUGAAUGUCUAAAUUUUUUUAAACUUCUCCAGAAACAGAAUAAAUUUCAAUCAAUCUUUCUGUAAAGCAUAUGUGAUAAGGCGAAUUCCAUUUUUCUUAUUCGAAUGAAUGACUGUUCUUAUUUACAAAAAAAAAAAAAAAAAGACUAAUAGAUGGAAAUUUGCAAGAAACCACAGAAAAAAAAGUUUGUGAGCUUCCUCUUAAUGUAUGAAUCAUGCCCUAGAGGGCACAACUGUGUAUUCAAUGUUCAACAUUCAAAGUAGUUUUUUUUUUCUGAAAAGUACCUGCAGAGAAUUUUAAGUGAACAAUCUGAUAAAGCAGUUUCACAUUUAUC
Saccostrea echinata is the source of this 3831-nucleotide messenger RNA. RefSeq lists its product as uncharacterized. Gene Ontology annotation, molecular function: protein binding; translation repressor activity; ubiquitin protein ligase activity. Gene Ontology annotation, biological process: negative regulation of translation; protein polyubiquitination; signal transduction. The coding region runs from base 1 to 3501 and encodes 1166 amino acids. Lineage: Eukaryota; Metazoa; Mollusca; Bivalvia; Ostreida; Ostreidae. The record is from RefSeq and is a predicted model, not a curated record. The transcript is spliced from 9 exons.